This is a messenger RNA of Funneliformis caledonium, 189 nucleotides long. The record is from the annotation of a GenBank genome assembly. NCBI's taxonomy places the organism in Eukaryota, Fungi, Glomeromycota, Glomeromycetes, Glomerales, Glomeraceae.
AUGAAGAAAAUUUGUGUCUACCAACAUACUAUGUCGAAAAUCGAAUUAAACAGACGAGGUUUGGUGGCUGCAAAGGAAGAGUUGGGGAGAAAAAAAGCAAAAAAUGAGUUGACAAAUAAACUUGAUGAAGAGGAGAUACAGCAGAAGGAAAAGCUGAGAGAAUUGAGGAAAGCUGGAAGAUUAAAAUGA